Messenger RNA from Pocillopora meandrina, 19298 nucleotides. Lineage: Eukaryota; Metazoa; Cnidaria; Anthozoa; Scleractinia; Pocilloporidae. The record is from the annotation of a GenBank genome assembly.
CGCCGGGUUUAAGUUGUAGUUUCACUUUAAAAAUGUCCGUUGUUUCAUAUCCAUGAACGCCGAAAUAUGAUCAAAACUAAUAAGCUUCUAAGGUUAAAAACGAAAACAGGCCGACUUCUUGAUGUUGUGCGGGAACACUAUUUGCGGAAAGAUGUUCCUUGCCACAGUGAAGUUUGUGCAGUUUGCGAACAAGGUAAGUAUGCGUUUGCAAGCAGAGUAAGCUACAGUCAAUCUUUUGAAGUUGUUAUCUUAGUUACAGAAUAAUAUAGUUCAGUAUCACACACUUUAAUUUAAUUCGUUAUUUAGGUAACGGAGCUUUGCUUUGUAAAUCACUGACUCAUUACGUUGUUCCUGAUUGCCAGGUAAGUUGAGUUUGUUUACCGCACUUUGACCGAUCUUGGCCUAAGCGUUGUUAGACUUGUGCAGAGUAAACAUUUCAGCAAUAUUUCCGUAUAACACCAUACUUUAUUGUGCGAACAGUUCUUUGACAAAAAAAAUAAUGGCGAAAGCAAUAGAUUGCAUUUGAAAGCAAGGCUUUGUAACAGUUUGUAGUCGACUGUAGUAUGGAGUUACACCUUUCAAACCUGUAGCCAGCUUGUUUUGGACAUCGACUCGAAAAUUGCUGGUGGUGGUCUUGGUAUUAUGCCCUGACAUAUCACAUGAACUUUCCGAACCGAUGUUUUUCUUGAGGCUAAAAUUUUUCCUGAGGGCCAUCCAUCAAAGGCGAUUUUACGGUGUGAAAUGGAUGAUAAGAAAGAAAAAAAUCACAAAUGCUUUGCAAAUGGCCAUGCUCCGCAGACAGAUACUGGGCAUUUGACGAGGUUUGAUUUGGAGUUCAAAUUGAUAUCCUCACAUCCUCAGGGAUUUUAGUUUGCAAGUAUUUACUAAUAGGUAAUUACAGGCACUGAUGUGAUGGUUGGACAGAGAAGGCAUUCAAGUUUUGAAUUAAAAAAAAAAAGAAAAAUAAUUAGUUGUGUUAGGACAAGAACAACACACAAUUAAGACACACAAUUAAGCCAAAUGAUAGGGUUAAUUUCCUUGAGCUAAUUCUUUGGUGUUUUAUUUCAGGUUUCAAGGCUGUUUCUUGAAAUAUUUGAGAGCAAAGAAAUUCAAGGAGUAAUUUUCUUUGAAACAGUGGUUAAUCAUGUAAGAACCUAACACCUUUUUUGUGCAUUUUGCAGAAUGUAGAUGGAUAUUUUAUAGCAGAUAUUUAAGAAUUUUUUUCAUGCUUAGCAUGCAUAUAUUGAGUUACAGAUGCAUGAGGGGAGUUUGGAGAGCACCAAAAAUGUGUAAGAGUAGCUCGAGGCACAGCUGAGAGCAACUCUAGCUUUUUGAGUGCUCUCUAAACUUCCCAAGUACAUCCAUAACUCAAUAUACGCACAGCUAAAAGCAUGAACAAAUUCUUUUAUAACAGAGCAAAAACAAGGAUCUGCAUGAAGAAGUCUUUUAUUGUGAUAGAGUGCAAAAUUCUCACAACGCACAAAAAAAGUAAACAAACGUACCUAUUGGCUGGUCAAAAAUACACCACAUUUUAUACUUUGGUUUGAGCAAGAACAUUUGAUCUAGUUUACGGCCAAAAUUUGCUGCAGCUGGUCUUCCCACAAAUUUGCAAAACAUGCAACUUGCAAGUUUUUUUCCUGCUUUAUUUUUGUUGCUUGUUGGAUCAGGACCUAAAAGGUCAAUGCCAAUAGAAAAAUUGGGCAGUUCUUUGCUGGUUUCUUCCAUAUUGCAAAGAGAAGGAAAACUGCACUGCAGCUUAACAAGACAGAAACUCUGAAGCCAGUUUAAAAAAAUGCUCAUGUCAUCUUAUUUACACACAGGCAUGCGUAAAUAAAGAUUUGUUCAAUGCAGCUUAAUAGGACUUAUAUAUGGCAAGCACAUGUGCUAUGUUAUAAAUGUUUCAUUUUCAGAAUUAAUGCUUAAAGGUGUAAUAAAACAUCACACAUAAGAAUAAGCAAGUACAACGUUUGAUAAUAUGCUUUCUUGUCAACCUAUUUUAUUGUCUUAUCAUGAGUAAAUUUCACUUUCAGUUUUCUAACUCUAUUGUACUGAGCUAAAAAGGCCAAGAACACAUUUACUUUUAGUUAUGAGUGGAUAUUCCUUUAGCAUAUAAGUCAAUGAAUGCACUUGCACAUGAAGCACUUCUGUAAAUGUUUUCAUAGGUCCAGCAUCAAGGAGGGAGAAAACUUCAAUCUCAAUUAAAAGAUAUUGUGAACGAUAACAGGCAGCAGAGCAUCAUAUUCAGUAAUGAGUUCUGUGAUGGGGCUUAUGUUGCCAGGGAACCCAGGGAGUCUUUGGAAGAGUGGCAGUGGAGGUGAAGCUAUGUUGAGGACAUAGACUGAUUUAAAAUUUGUGACCAUUUAAUUAUUUUUUUCACUUAAGAUGAGAAGUAUGGUCAAUUAUUAGAAAUUUUGUCCAAAAAAAACUUGUCAGUUUUGACAGCAGAGUGACUUCAUAAGCUUUGAAGGCACAGCAAUAAUUUUUGCAGUCAGAACUUAUACAAGUUUACUUGUAUAAGUUUACAACUUAUACAAGAAAAAAAAUGCAGAACAAAACAAUUCAAACCACAACAUUGUUUUUUAGAUAUUUUUUCAUAUUCAUUUGAUGUGUAAAGUUUUCUAGAAAGCUUUGACUACUGUUUUGUUAUUUUUUUCAUCUCCACACUCAAGAGAGGUUCCUUUUUCUUUGAAGGUGCAUUUACACUGGUGCUGUUUGGUAUUAUAAUCAUUUAAACCAAGCUAUGCCCCUUGUGAUCUUAACAGAAGACCAGCAGGUAACAUAUACACCAUACAUGUACAGCUCCAUCUCCUUUGUGCAUAAUGUAGUACAACACCAACAUUUUGUUUUCUCAGCAACUUUUAAGUUUUAUCUGUAUAUUGAUAUAAAAUCCUCAAUAUACAAUAUAGAAGUUGAUUUAAGAGUAGCAUCUUUGUUAGAUACUGUAAUUAGGCUUAAUCACCUCUGAAAUUUGUACCUUAAGGUGCAAACAUGGUCAGUGAUUUGAAAGAAAAAUGUAACAACACUAUGUAAUAUGAUGGGGGCUUCCCAUUGAGUGACUUUUAUGAUGAACCCUUCACACCCUAUCACCAGGAUCCAUAUUCUCCAUACUGUUCUCUAUACAUUACCCAAGGUGCUGAAAAGGAGAAUUUGUUACACAAUCAAGAGUUUCUUUUGCUGUUGAUCAUUAUUUUCCUUUAUCCUAACUUGUACCUUAAUGUUUGGUUCAGGGGUGAUAUUGUAUGGAGAAACUAGAUGCUAGGCACUCUUUUAAAGCCAACAGAUUGAAUCUAUAAUCUAGGUAAACAGAUUGGAUAAAAUCUACAUUUAAAUACAGUUAGUUUUAAGUGUGUAUGUUUUUUGGGAACAUUUUCCUAUAUGUAUGUUGGCAGAUUGUGGAAAAGUAUGGAAACAAGUCUGCAGGAGUGUUUAUCAUGAGAACUGAGGACUACCUUACUGAUUUCUAUCCCUCUUUUCAAUCAAUUCUGGAGUUGUAUUAUUCCCUGGCUGCUGUAAAUAAUGAAGCAAAUGAAUCAGGUAAGACUGAGUGUACCCUAAAUUUGAUAAAAAUUAUAUUGAUCAGCCUUAAGCACCCUUUCAUUCUUUUUGGGAGUAGCUUGCACAACUGGAAUGAUUUCAGGCAGAGGCAAAUGAAUUUUGAAGCCGUGAUAUUAGUUUCAGAUUGAUAAGAUCAAGUGAAGGUUGGAGUGAACAAAAUUGUAGGACAAACACUAAGGGAGGAAGGUGAUUGGGAACAAAAUCUUGGGAGUGGAGACAUUUUCUGUACCAACUCUAAAGAUGAAAUGGGUUCUGCACUUUGGUUCUUAGUGUUGACAACUAAAUUUCCCUUGUCAAGAAUCUCAGUUGAAAAACAAAAGAAAAUGAUAUGUUUUAGAGAAACAUUAAUUGAUAUGUUUGUUGUUGUUGUUGGUUGAUUUUUUUAAAUAAUUUUUAAAAAAAAUUCAUUUUAACUUAAGUUUAUACUCAUUGCAGUGAGUGAAGCAUCCACAAAGGAAUAUCAAGAAUACUUACCAGCCGAAGUUCUUGAAGCUGGAAUUAAAGCUGUAAGAGAGAGAGAUUUUUUAAUGGAAGAGUUACUAUUAAUAAUGAUGAUUAAUUUUUACCAGCAUUCUUUCACAAAUGCUUAUUAUAAAUAUAAUUGGCUUUGUUAGCAGCUAACUAUUCCAUGAUAGAUUAACAUGUCUGCACACCUUAGUGAAUAACCCUUCAAGUCCCAACAGUGGCAUCUAAUUUCUCCUAACAAUAUUACUGCCUGAUCAAAUGCACAGUUUAUGAGAGUGAAUGAAAUGAUCACCAAAGAUGAAAUGUCUGGAUUUUUGAACAAAUUCUCUCAAUCAGUUAAAUAAGAAACAUGUGGAGAACAGUGAUGGGAAUAUACAUGUUGAUAUUGGGAUUUAAAGGGAUAAAGUGAGUGGCCUAUUGGUGUGCGGUUGUAAACAAAGUGAAACAACUCUUGUUUGUUUUACAUGAUAGCUGAUCAACUAUGCAUAUCAUGCCUUGGAAACCUCAAGCUUUUAAUCCCAUUGUUACUGUAGAAAUGUCUUUCCUUACCAAGGGUCGUUUCUUGCAAGGAUGUCUCAAUGUCAACAAACAUUGUGCACAAGAUGAGGCAUUUGUUCAAAAGUCAGGGUAUGUUAUGUUUCCUCUGUUGUCAAUCUAUGAUAUCAUUACAUUUAAGUGCAGCUUAUUCAAGUGCAUGAAGUUAAAGUUUGUACUAAAUGAACUUGAAUACCAAGAGAGGAAGGACUAAGGGCCCUGUGAGAGAAAGCUUACCUUGAAUUAAAAUGAAGUUUAUGUUCUCACAUUUCAAACUGUUCUAAAGACAUACAUUAAUUUUGCACAUAUACUAUACUCAUCCAGCUAUAAGCUGAUGUAGGCAAGAAUUUGGGACCCUUAAUGCUUGGAAUCAACCUAACCAACAUGAAUAAUAAAACAAGAACACCCAGCUUAUUUUUGCAAAUAAUCAAUUGCAUUACAUUAUCGUUUAACAGUGAUUUUCUUAAUUCUUAGCAAGGGUAUGUCAGACAGUAAGGACUCACUAGACUCUGAUGUACUCAUCACUGGCAUGUUGAAUAGGUAAGCAAGUGUUUGCAAAUCUGCAGUAACUGUCAAUCAUUUGGUCAAUAUUAGACUAAUAUUGGCAACUGUGUGACAAACUUUUGAGGGAGGCUUGCAUAAUGCCUGGAACACCUUUUUUAAAUAAUACAUGAAAUGGAGACUCAAAAAUGAAAGAAAAUAUCAGAAACAAUGUCUGAUCGCAUUCUGUGGUGUUAGAACUAAAUGGGAAUGAUAAUAGACAUAUAUGUUGUUAAAAAGAAAAUGAAAUAAAAUCUCUUUGCUGCCCUACAUCCAAUCUCAUAAACUAGACUUAGUAAACAGGUGUAGAAAAAAGAAAAAAAACUUUGCAAAGAAAAGUCUGACUCAUCCUUGAGACCCAAGUAUAGGGAUGAUAUCAACUUGAAGACCCCACUCUGCAGAACUUCCCUGAACAUCAUUUUGGACUUUUGAUUGAUUACUCUACCAUUUAAGCCUGAGUACAGUACAGUUGUAUGUUUUCACUGCAACCUUUGAAGUUUAAAUUUACCACAAUUUACAAUUAUUGCAUACCUUAUGUAAUUUUAACACACCUGUUGAUGCAGCCCUGUGGGUUUGUAUGAACAACGAAAUGUCAACUCAAAAUGCUUUUUUUUUUAUAUACUAUUUAGUUUAUGUGUACUCACUUUAAUCCUUUAAUUCCCAUGAGUGACCAAGACAGAGUUUCUCCUUACAAUAUCAAUACAAUACCAACCUGUUGAGUGAUGAGGAGAAAGAAAAAUGUCAAUAAUGGGAGUAUUAGUUUAUCUAAUUCCAAAUUCUUUGUACAGACAUCAUAAGAAUUGUAUGGCAUACAGUAAGGGGAAUUACAUAAAAGAUCUUGGAGUGAAAGGGUUAAGCAAGUCUACAGUCUUGUAUAGCCACCCAGAUUGAAGUGCAAUGCUCAGUAACAUUUUGUGGUUUCAGAAAUCGGGCAGUGCAUGGUGAUAUUGUAGUGGUGGAAUUAUUUUCCAAAUCUCAGUGGAAGGGCAGAUCAAUGGCUAUUAGAAGCAGUGAUGAAGGUGUGAAAAAUCUUAAGUUAAUACUUGAAAUGUAGAAAUGCUUUUAAGCCUUAAGGUGCCACUUUUUAUCCUGUCGUGUCCAGAGGCUUAAAACAGCAGUCUACUUAUAGCCGGUACUUUGUAGGUCUUGACAACUUUAAUUCUGGUAAAUUCAGCUAAUGCCGCCAUUAGCUUCCAAGCAGUGGGGAGGACAGAUACUUAUCACAUUUAGGGAAACAUGACUGAAAGAAACCUCUUAACAGUCUGGUGCUUACACCCUCAAAUCAUUCAGUAUUGUGGAACUCUGAUGCGUUCAAUCAAAUUCUGUGAACACAUGAAUACAAACUGCACACCUAAAUAAUACAAGUGAUGGCCUCUAUUUAGGUGCAGACGAGUCUAGAGAAGACCAAAGUGACGUCAUGCCAACUGGCCGUGUGGUGGGAGUGGUGCAAAGGAACUGGAGAGAUUAUGUCGCAAGUUUUGCUGAAAAUGAGGUAAAUACUUCUUCAUAAACCAACAUGUUCAGCUGUCCACCGUGAGUUUCACUCGUUUCGUCAAAUCUCAUCUCAGAGUGUGCCAUUUCCUAUUGAAAGUUCUUAUUUUCUUUAGGCUCUCAUGGGUUCAUUGUGUUGUUGACCCGUGUUUUUAUUGGCUGUUCAGAUUACCUUGGUUUUGGUUUUUACGAAUCUUAAUCGAAGAGCUCUCCGAAAAACAAAUGACUGCUGAGAUUCAGCUUCAGUUAAUCCUUAAUAUUCAAACCCUCGGUUUUACAAACUUGUGGCAACUGGAAUCACUUCCCUUUCUCAUCAAAUAACUGUAAAUGUAGUUCUUCCUUCGAUAUUCGAACCUUCUGAUUAUUCCAACCAAUUAACAACUUACCCAAGAUUUUACCAAAACUGGGGAAUUGUAUUGUACAGAAUUACAGCUGAGUUAGUAGCUUCGUUGUUAAGGUUACUGCUUAGGUAGGUCUAAAAAGAAAGAAGCUUUUUCAUGUUGAGAUUGCCUCGUUUCUGUAAAUUUUCAGGAAACCCAGGGUUUAAGGAAACAAGCUGGAAAGGUAAAUGAUUUUUGCUGUAUGCGUAAACUUCCAGGAGAGAGUAACCGCCGAAUAGCCUGUCGCAUAAAGCUGCUUCUCGGAGAAGAUACACGGACACUUCGUUGAAAACCACUCCUUCUCUCAUUAUACAUGAAGUUUUAAGUGGUCAGGCAGAUACGUGAAUAUGAAGUAGCAAGGAAACACCCUCCCCUUCAACCUUGGACACCCGAAUAAAGAAUUUUGUGUCAUAGUUGCACACAGUCUAAUAAGUAUUCAACAUUGAACGAGGGAAUGGAGGGUCGCAUGUGGAAAUUGGUUGAUUUUAGGGAUUUGUAACAAAUUUUGUUCAAGACUGCAUUAAUAUUUGAAGUGGACACACGGGUAGGUGGAUAUGUUAGGCUUGCAGUGGCAACGACCAUCCCUCCCGUAGUAAUAUUGGAAGUUGAACUCGCAGUGGAUAGGCGGGAAUGACGCCUUGAGAACAAGAAAUUUUAUGAACUCAAUGCAUGCUUAGCUUACAUCGACUGUGUAUCCACGCGUAAUCGUAUCCAAUCUGAUCAUAGGCUAUCUGACCGCGUAUGAAGCCCCAUUAAGGGUGCAGGUUCAAAGUGACUGGGUAUUCAGUACGUUAAGCUUCACCCCUCCUUCCUCUUUAGACCAAACCCUAACUCCAUUUUUUUUAAGUUUACUUUUGAUACCAGGGUGAACCAAUACUCAGUCUAAUUUUAAUUUUUGUGUUGACUCAGGUCGUUGUGGUUCCAUGGGAUUACCGUAUACCCAAGAUAAGAAUAAGUACGCGUCAAGUUGACAGCUUGCGAGAUCACAGGUUGGUUCAUAACAAAACGUUUUUCUCAACUAACGGACCUCCAUAACAACGAUAUGUUUUUUUCGCCUUUGAAGGACGGGGAUUGCUUUGGGUUACUCUAUGCAUGAAACCUUACUCGUUCCUGUAAGGUGUGUUGAAGGAAUUAGAGAAACGCGUCUUUCAGGUUUCAUGGGCUCUUUGUACUGAUUUCUUUUGUUUAAAUAAGCUGCAUAACGGACGUUCGACAUUAACGCAUGAAACGCGCAUCAAAGAGAGCGGACACGUGGACGAAAGAGAGCACACUCGCAAGGGAGAACUCUUCCUGGUGAUGAUUUCCUUUGUUUUAAUAAGUUGCAUCGAGGGCGUUCGACGUUAACGCAUAAAAAGUGCGCAAAAGUGAGCAAACACGCGGGCGAAAGAGAACUCCUUUUGUCCUACGCGCGUCUGAAUCCAAAAUACUUACAUGCUAUUUUUCUAUUUGGGUUUUUAUGAUUACUUUUUUUUUUCAGUUUCGCGACAUUCGGUCGAGAAAUUGAGGUCUAUUUGGUAUGAAAACUACAGUCCAGUUUUCUAGUUCUGUUCUGUCGGCAUUUCGGUCAAUUUAAGGAAUAACGACUUGAAGCAUUUUCGCACGUUAACAACCACCGUGUCGUGGCACUGCUGUAUCGGACCAUACUUAAACUGAGUUAGCGUUUACUUGUGAGGAUGACUGUCACCCAGUUUGUUACUGCCGCCAACAGGAGUCCUUCUCAAGACUGCCUUAGAGUCCGUCACACGGGUUAUCCACAUGUGAUCGAUUCUCUUACCUCCGCUCUCAAACCAUUUCUUUUCUAAAACAGAAUUGUCGUUAGGAUCGAUUUAUGGGAGGUGAACUCUAUGUACCCUAGUGGACAUUUUGUUCGUUCGUUGGGCCCCAUUGGCGACCUAGAGACCGAGGUUCAAGCCUUGAUGGUGGAGCACACCCUUGCAGCGCCCUCAUUCACUGAAGCACAAGUGAAGGAGCUUCCCACCAACACAACAAAGAGCCCCUGGGUAAUGUCUGAGGCGGAAAUAGCAAAAAGGCGAGAUUUACGGUGAGCAUCAUACAAACGUCAGUUUUAAAGCGUAUGCACCAUCAACAUUUGGAUGAUAAAAGCGCUCUGCUUGUUUCUUUUGUUUUAACUCAACAGUAACUGUUACUCUUCUCUUUAAAUUUCCUUUGGAAGUUUAGGUUUUUUUUUUUUCAAGAAACAAUGGGUAUCUUAUCGUAUAGUCUGGCGUUCCGUUCUCUUCGCAACAACAACUGUGGACAUCGAGUGUGUAUAAGUUGUACGGUUGCGACCGAAUCUCAGUUAAAUGAGUGAAGAGGGAAAUUUCUUGGCAAAGAGUGAUCUUUCACUGGUUAUAAAGAAAAAUGGUAAAGUCGCACACUCUGGUGUGAAUCUUGAGUUAUAAAGGUUAGGUGAUUCUAAACAAAGCAAUUUCUCUUUAUCGUCCGCUAUUUCUAACCGUUUUUGGGUGAGCUUAACAUUAUUAUCAAUAGUAUGAAGAAUUUCUGAGUCAUGACACAAACUCGUGAGAAAAAUUUGAAUAGACCAAUUUUCAUUUUUCUCUUUUCUUUAUUAGAAAAUCGCAUUUGAUCUUCAGCAUUGAUCCAAAAGGAUGCGAAGAUGUCGAUGAUACUCUAUCUGUCAGGUAAUGUUCUGUGCACCACACUCUAAGAAGUAUUAACAGGGUGAAGAUGAAUUCUAUUUUCAACCCUUUUAGUUUUAUAUUUGAUUGCUUUGAUAACGUACUGCCUUGCUACACCUUUUCCAUUUACUGCACAAGCUAAUAGGUGUUUGGGAAAUCAUAGGUGAAAGGCCCAACUCUCUAACUCCUGAGAUCAAAUUAGUAACUCUACCUCUCAGCUUCUAUACUUUUUCUGGUAAAUUCUGUCGAAGAAUUUGGUGUCAAAGUAUCACCUUCCAGCAAAUAGGUUUGUUUAUUCCCAUUUUAUUGGAUAUACAGUUGACCAUGUCGGGAAAAAAUUACGUGAUGUUCACUUCUGGGAGAUAAAGGAAUGAUUCAGAUCAAAGUAUGCCAUAGAAUUGAAGAAGUUCGUGCCUAAAUUAAUUUUGUGACAAUAUCUUUAUUUCUUCUCUUCACGGUUGCAUGUUAUAUACUUCGAUAAGUACAUUUUUACAUGUGUAAAUUCUAACUCUUAUUCCAAAGACCUUCCAAUCUUUGUAAUUAUUUGUCAACAGAACACUGAAACGUGGGCAGAUCGAACUCGGUGUUCAUAUUGCAGAUGUGUCUCACUUUGUCCGACCAGGAUCUUUGACAGACGCUGAGGCUAAAUCCAGGUACACGCUGUCCACAUAGUUCACAGCGAUAAAACAUAAGAAAAUUCUUGGUAUAAGACUGACUCAUAUUCAUGCAGCCGCUGCAGCGUAACCUGGCAUUCACGGUAUGAUUCCGCUGGGAGUAUGGGCACCAGUACUCUUCCUGGAUUGAAUGCUAGUCCAUCACAGGUUACUUCUUCCUCCUCUCCCCACCUAUUGUAUUUCGUCCCUGACGAUUCAAUUUUAUUCAAGAGCGAAUUUCGACUGAGUGUUGUAAAACCAAAACCACAGUGAUUAUAACAGCCAGUCAUAAAAAAGGAAAUAUCAUAUCAAGGCAAAAAUAAUUCAAAUUAAAAAAAGCAAAUUACCCCAAGCGCGGGAAAACGCAUGUGACCAAGUCGUGUUUAGAUUUAGUUUUGAAUUUGAUUGGUUGAGAAAGUGGCGGGAGUUUUCUGAACCAAACACAGCGUGAAGAAAAUCAAAACCAAAGUUAUCCCGGAUAAAUUUCGACACUCGAAUGAAAAUUACACUAACAUUUAGUGGCACUGUCAGAUGAAAGUGUCUUGUCUAAGAACACUGUGAAAUGAUUGAAACUACGGUUCAAACCUGAACACUUCAAGUCCAACGUACUAACCAUAAGGCCAAUGAAUCAACCUUUCUCUCCAUGAUAAAAAAUUCAUGGCCCAGCAAAUUGUAAAAUGUAGUACCAAACAGUCUGGGAUUAGAGGUGCGUCUGAGAAAUGUACUAUGCUUGUUCCUGUCACCCUGUCAUUACUAUCAACUAUUGUGCCAUUACUUUUCUGGUCGUUUUUAAAGCUUCCUUAUAUUUCGAUGUUACACAAGGACGUCACACAGUUGCGAGUGUUGUUAUUCGUGUGUAAAAGCAUCAUAACAACAUUUGCCUAGCACGCCCCUGAGCUCACGAUUUUUCAGCAGACGUUUCUUUUCUUUGUGCAACAGAUCUACCACUGUCUACCUGGCUGAUCGAAGGUUUGACAUGUUACCAGAAGUGCUAAGCGCUGAUUUGUGUUCACUGAUCGGAGGUGUUGAUAGGUAAAGUUGCAUCGUUUCGGUUCCCCAGUUAGGAAAUAAAUUGACCGUCUCUGAUAGUUUGGUGGAGUCCAUAAGGUAUCUCUGUCCAUUCCUGACAGCUGCUGCGGCACAGACUACGCUUUAGGACUCUCUAUUGGUUUCUGUUGGUUGUUUGGUUUUCUCUUAACAUCCGAUUUGUAGCUCUUUAUUCUAACCACUUGACAUGGUCUUCACAAUAAGUUACAAGAACGUGGUGUUGUAUCAAGAAAUAGUUUCUAAAUGCCAAGUUUUUUUUCAGUAUGAUAGCUUGUAUGCUGGACGAUGUAAUGAUAUCCAGGAAAAGUUACAUUUUCAGUUCGUCGGGAGGUGUUUUUCCCAUUGCUCUUUAGGCGUCUCCAUCAUCUUCCUUAGGUCCUUAAGUUAGGGAAUUUUAAAAGUUCAUGUCUGUGGCGACCAUGGUUUUAAUUAUUCGAGUGUUUUAACAGGUAUGCUGUUAGUGUUAUGUGGGUUUUGGACUCGGAGUUCAAUGUUUUGAAGACAUGGUUUGGUCGUACGGUCAUACGAUCUUCCUACAAGCUGUUUUACGAGGUAAAUUAUAUCUCGUGCCAUUUUAGUUCUUGUUUUGGUGAUUUCAUGUCGAUAAGGCUUGGACACAAUUUUCUUUGAUUCUGUAAUAACACCCCCGGCUUGAAGAAUAGACAAAAGCCUACUCCAAAAUAGCGGUGGAAAACUAAAAAUCCUAAAUAUUAAACCAGGUAGGCCAUUCAUCCCUUUUCCCCAAAUAGCUAUUAGGUAUUUGUAGAUGCACGUUUCCAGCUUUAAAGUAUAAAAAGACAUUUUGGAUAAGGUGACCUUAAGGAGUUUGUUCUUUUACUUUCGUAGGCAGCGCAAGCCAUUGCUGAUGGAGAGACAAGCGAUGAUGACCUCAUAAAAGACAUUCCUGAAUUACAAGAAGUCGAUCGAACGGAAGCAUCUAAAAGGUUCUUUUACAUUCCAUUUCUGGCAGAUUUCCCGCCAGAAAUGUAUACAUCGUAUUGGAAAUGUAAACCGUAAGACAAAGAUAUAACCAAACUAAGAAUCACUAAACGGCGAGUUCUGAUGUGAAAAGAAGAAAACGAGUAGCUUGAGUGUUGAUUAUGUGUGUGAUUGUUGAGUUUGAAUGACAGUGGUGGUUCUCACCGUUCAGUGACACAUGUUUCCAUAUUACCUACAGAGAUAAAGAGCACGUUUGAUUUUAGGACAAUUUUCUGUAGCGUAGAUUACGCAAAUCCUUACAGAUAUGCUUUUUUUGGCGUUUUUUUUCCCGAUAGAUUGUCAGAAAUUCGAAAAACGGUGACGAAACUUAUGGAUAUUGCAAGAGUUAUUAAGACAAGAAGAACAAUUCAUGGUAACUUUUCUGUUUCGUACUGAGUUAUAAAUUGCUGUCACCAGUAGUAGAGCUCAUAGUGCGAAUGAAGAAAAUUUGCUAUACUACGCUUUGUGGUUGGUUCAGAAAAUCGCUUCACCUUCCCGACCAAUCAGAUUCAAACUUUAAACUUAGUCGUGAGCAUAAAUCCAUUACGUUGUUGAUAGAGCUCAAUGCCGUCUUACAUUUAUCAUGGCUCUCGGGAGUAUGGAAUAGCUUACAAAUUACGUUUUAAGGAUAUUUUGAAAAUUUGUUGUUUUUGAAAAAGAGAAACUAACCCUAAUAGGGCUUUGUCUCUCCUUCUUGACAUCAAAUGUUGACUGUUAAGAAGGUAUCAAUAGUAAUGUGAUCAAUACUGUUGUCAAAAAGCCAAAUUUAUUCUUAAACAGUACUGGUCAGCUGCAUUCAUAUACAUGUAGUAGUCACUGAGUGUCAGCAUAGAUGAACUGUACACCAGGUAUCAUGGUCUAAUUUUUCACAGGAGCCCUGGAGCUGGAAGGUGUUGAAGUUCAAGUCCAGCUGGGUGAUAAGAAGGACAUUAAAGAUUUAAUUCCUAAAAAGGUGAAAUACAAAAUGCAUAUACUUUAGUGCGAUUUACAGUGUACUUUGUGUUGUUCAGGGGUUUUUUUUACGGCUUCAGGUAAAAUAACGAGGAGCCUUAUUCCAAUUUUGUCUGACUAUUUAUACUGUUCUCUUCACAUUUUCUAUGGUACUGACAAGAAGAAUUUGUUUGACAGUCAUAAGCUCGUUUAGUUGGUGAUCAUUUCCUUUAUUCUCAUGACCUUAAUGUUUGAUUCAGGUGUGAUAUUGUAAGGAGAAAUAAGAUGCUAGUCACUCUUAGGGGUCAAAGGGUUCAAGAGCUUCUUCAGUUGGUGAUCAUUUCCUUUAUUCUCAUGACCUCAAAGUUUGACUCAGGGAUGAUAUUGUAAGGAGAAAUAAGAUGCUAGUCACUCUUAGGGGUCAAAGGGUUCAAGAGCUUCUUCAGUUGGUGAUCAUUUCCUUUAUUCUCCCGACCUUAAUGUUUGAUUCAGGGGUGGUACUGUAGGGAGAAAUGAGAUGCUAGUCACUUUUAGGGAUCAGAGGGUUAAGGAAAAAACAUUAUCUUGCUGAGAUGUUGCGCAUGCGUCAACGUAAUGCGCGUGUAGAAGGCAUACAGCCUUACUGACUCCAUCCUGAAUUGUAACGAGAGUAUUUAAUUAUGAAUAUUAUUUUCGCAGCCCUUAGAAAUCCAUGAAACUGUGGCGGAGUGUAUGAUAUUUGCUAAUCACUGGGUCGCUAAGAAGAUUGCGGAAGCUUUCCCAAGUGCAGCUCUGGUAAGGUGGAAGUCACCUUAACUGAAGUUUCAAACAUUCAAGUGAAUUUCUUUUUUCAUGAUGGAGACUUUUCAUUAACAAGAGCUAAUUCUAGCUUGUACUUUUUAUAGUUACGUCACCACCCGUUGCCAAGGAAACAGCACUUCUCAAACCUUAUACAUUGUGCAGCCUCUAAAGGAUUUUCCAUCGACACAAGGUACCGUCCGAACAGAAUCCGAGUAAACGCAAAGAUAACACAAUCUUGUACAUCAAGUGUUAUAGAAAGAUGCUGUUGAUUCCAUUUUUGUGGUCGAAAAACAGAAACCGUUCCUAGCGAUCUAUCUGCUUACCCUCCUACGCACCCCUCCCUUCCUUUUAAAUAAUUCAUCCCGUUAUCUACUAAAUCGCCAAAUUCUCUUUGUACUUACCUUCAUACCUAUUUCUCUACCUACGUUCGUCCGUCAAUGAUUUUUUCACCAUAAUUUCAGCUCCAAUAAAUCUCUGGCAGACUCGCUCGAUGAGUGCGUUGACCCUCAGGAUCCCAACUUCAACAAGGUACCCAGCCUUAAACGUAUUGGUAUGAUGCUUCGAAAAAAUAAUCUUAAACUGUUGCCAAGCCUUUGAGCAGGAUUGAGGCUAGAGGUGACCUUAAUGUGACAGAGAUGGGUUCUUAUUCAGCAUGAUAGCAUGGUGAUUUACUUAUGAAGUAUCACAGCAUAAGAAAAAAGGGAGUAAUUUUUUAAAGAAACUGUGUUGCUGCGUCGGUUAGAGAGUAUAACAAAGCAAUUUGGUAUUAUCAACUCAGUUGAUACCACCAAAUUAACCUGUUAUAGUUACACUUAGCCUCACUCGACUGCCUCUUGAUCACUAGCAUUUUUCGAGCUUCAGGAAGCUUUCUUGUUUUUUACCUCCACUCCUCAUUGGUUCCUUGAGUUAUUUCUCUUCUUUCCGAAAGGCCGUUUUAAUUGUUGUAGUUUGGUUUUUAGUUUGGUGUUUCAACUAUUUACUCUUUCAUAGUUGGUUCGUUCUCUUGCAACUCAAGCCAUGUCAAAUGCUUUAUACUUCUCGACUGGUUCCUUAUCACCGGAACAUUUCUUUCACUAUGGUCUCGCCUUGGAUCAUUACACGCAUUUCACUUCACCGAUAAGGAGAUAUGCGGACGUCAUCGUGAGUUUGUAAAUCUUUGUACAGUUUAUGUCUAACUUGUCUUCACUUUACCGUGCCAUUUGCAAAACCGAAAGUUUUAUUUGAUUGGCAGCUGACACGAGCAAGUUACAUCCGGCAAGAACAUAGCCGAGCCAUGAUUUUAGUUAUAACAUGCUUUAAAUUAUAUUUCUCUUUAGGCUUGCUAUUUUCAGUCGCUUCAUUCAACAGAGGUCUGGGAAUAAGCUCUAGCGCUUUCUGGGGCUCUCGGCUCGAGUGCAGAGUUACGCCUGUGACAAAUGCAGCCAAUGACUCUUCUCCCUCGUUCAUGAAGCUCAGCCAAAGAGGGACUUUUGAAUUUUUAUUUUCUUAUGAUAUAGAUGAUAGAUUUCAGUAGUCUGUAACAAAACAGAAGGAAGAGUAAAUAAACUUCAUGGGCUCUGAUAAAAUAGUUCUACACGUCAUCAACUUAUUCAAUAUAACAGAUCACUAAAACAUGAGAAGCUGCUGCUUCUCCGUUUAAAAGACUGUGAAAAUAAUGCACCCUCACGGGUGAUGGCCAUCUUUUCCAAAUAUCACAUAUCUAACUUCUAGUUGAGUAAAAGCUGUGAUUUUUCCGUUUAGAAAUGUUUAGAGAUUAAGUAAGUAAAGUCUUUUUAAAAUCUUUUGCUCGGUGCCUUUAUGAGUAUUGUCGUCAACAGGUUCACAGACUCCUUAUGGCAGCAGUUGAAAAUGACAAUAAUAAUCAGCUGCCAAGCAACAAAGAACUUCAAGAGACUUGUCAUCAUAUCAAUAUUAAACACAGGGUAUGGAUUCCAUUCGUUAUAAAACGUUUUAUCGUCUUUGUAACUCAUCAGGCGAGUAAAAAAGAGCGUCAUGUUUUCCUUAAAAAAAUCUAACGUCAAAGACUUUUGUGCAUUUAAGCGAAAGAACGCAUUUUCCACUAGUUAAACGGAGGAAAAUUGGAAGAACACAGAAAACUUUUUUGCAAUAUGUUUCUUUCCAUGUUUCAUUAGUUAGGUUUUUGAUCAUUAAGAGUGCACGUCGUACAUGCACUUAGCUUUUCUAUAAACCAAAAAUUGCCAUAAAACAACAUUUUCCUCAAUGAAUUUCGCAAAACAUUUUAACUGUUAACAAACCAUAGUUUCAACUUCGUCGUAACACCUGUAUUGAGAAAGUUACUAAUCCCCCAUUUUUCAACAAGGCUUUUUGAUAUAUAUGUUAAAAUUUCUACGCUUUUUUCCUCGUCAGGCUGCUCAGAACGCCCAGAAGGAAUCUGUGGACCUUUUUCAAUGCUUGUUUUUCCAAGAUUUAUCUGAAGACGAUGAGAGACGAAACUGUGACGCUGUUAUUUUCAGCCUCAGAGCCAAUGGUUUCCUAGUAUUGGUUCCUCGGUAAAUAUUAAUUUACAUUCUCAUAGUGGAUGAAGCUAAAGAUGACUUGUAACUCCCUUUUGAUGUUCCUUGGGUUAAACUGUUGAAGUGGGUGUACCCUUACAAAUAUCCGGUGAUACAGUUCGUUGUUAACUUGUUUAGGAAGUUUGGUAUCAUAUACAAUCUAUCUCUUAUAGCUGAUAACUUCCUUCAUUCUCAUUAAAGGUCUUCCAAAGAUUUUCUAUAAAAAAAAAAAAGAAGGAGAAUUUACAUCCCUAUCACUCCCGCGACUCAAAGAGUUAGAGUGGUUUUUGCGAUAUUUGAAGAGUGAGAAAAUUUUGAUAUUCAAGUGUCGAAUUGAACAGAAACGCCUAAUUGCCAGUAUGUUUUUCAUCUUGAUAGGUGAAAAAUGAAAGAGGCAGGUAGUAAUUCUUGACGAACUAACGCUACAUUCUUAAACGUUUAUGCUUCUCAAAGCGGUCCUGAACUUCAAAUUAAUAGCAGCUUUUCCACUCAAUGUAUAAUCCCAUACACAUGCCUAACAUCAGGAAAUCAAGGGAUAAAAUUUUAUUUGCUCAGCGUUUCCCUUUGUUAAAGGUUACCUUACAUUAUAACUUUGUUAAAGUAAUUGAUUUCUUAUUGAUGAUUUUUUCCCUUUUCAGUUAUGGUUUAAAAGGUCCAGUCUAUCUCAAGGACAAAACAGGACAAGUAGUAACUUCUCACAUAACAGAGGAAUCAGUGUAUUUUGGCCCAGGUCAGUAAAUUCGUUCUUCAGUUCCGUCUAGGUUUGUGUAUCGGUGAGCUUAUGAGACCUCCUCUGAUUUACGUCAUUGCCUAGUUUUUAUCGGCGUUCUCGUUUACUCGACUUAUCAAAACCGCCAGUGGUUUAAGUCCAGUGUUCCUUUGAACGGUUAUGGAGCGGGAAUCUUCUGCCAAGCAGUAGUUUCAAAAUUUGUCGACAAUGAAUCUCAUAAAAUCCCUUCCCUCAUUUCCUGUUACCAGUUAAUCAUAGUCGUUAUAAUUUCUGGAAAAAAAUACAUUUAGGACAAAGACCUCCGGUAGAGACAGUGUCUUAAGUAAAAUAUACCUCCAUUUUGGAAAUUUCCUAGUUUUUUUCCUUUUUAACUUUACGCUCUAUUUAUUCGUCAUGUUCAAUAACGAAAACAAUAUAACUACAACCAGUGCUAAAGAGUUUUUAUGAAUAGUUAUAGACCUACCUUACAAUGUGAUCGUACACAGAGAAGUGAAACUGAUUUUUGUGUCAAUUUUUUUACCCUCAAAGGAUCGCUUUCCUGUCACGAAUUUCACAUCACAGUUAAGAAUGCAGUGGGAUCAUUUGAUUUUCGACUAUUUGAUCACGUCCAGGUUUGCUUAAACUCUUUGAGCCGGUUAUUUAAAAGAAGGUCCAACCCAUACCGCGGUUUUACGCAAUCAGUGGGCCUCGGGUAUUCUCUGUGAGAGGGUUGCUUAAAUUGAAUAAACAUCCUUCCACUACCAGCUUUCGGCCCUUUUGACACUAUUCGCAGAAAUGGCUUUUCUGAUAAAAGGUGCGGCCAAAUUGAAGAUUUUAAGUUUAGAACCUAGUGUUGUUAAACAACGGUUAAACUUUGUUUAGAUAACCGGCACUAACUCGCCCGUAAUGUACAUAUUGUACAAAUGUACAAAUGCCAAAUCCAAAACAAGAUAAGCUAAGCCUAUGUUAGAGUAAUUUUUUUCAUGUAAUUUGAUAGCUUGUUAAAAAAAUCGUUGUUGUUUAUAUUCUGUCGCCCUCAGCUUGGCCUACCCUAGUCUAAACCCCAUAAGACGUGGUUAGCAGCAAUAUGCUUUACGUUUGUAUACGAAAAAGGUUAAAACCGAUUCAAUUCUAAUCCCGCAUAAGGUCUAAACGACUGUCUAACAACCGACUCCUACAUGAAAGUUUUUUUGGAAUAUCUUAAUUAUUUCUUUUUAAGGUGCGAAUUUCCGUCGCCGAAGCCCGUGCGCAUGCUCAGUCCUUGAAACUGGACCUUUUGUCUAUGGAAACGAGACAGAGUCCUCCACCGGGUGAAAUGGAAUCUCAAGAUGAAGAUUCACACAAAAUGAAAAGGAGUGAACUUAUUAAGGUAUCGUUCGUGAUGAUUCUCUUGAAUAUUUAGUUAUCACUUUGUCUCGUGCGGGAAUGAUUUGCAUAACUUUUUUGUGUCGGUUAGGAGGUAAAGUCGAGCCGAAAUGACCAGGACAAAGUUGUUGGAACCCGGCAAGGUCUUGACAGUGACUUUGCCAAACUCAAAUCCGAGUUUGGCCAAACGCACGAGAGUGUGAGCUUAUACUGUCUAAUGGAAUUCUUCAGAGAAAUGUCGCUGAGAGAUGAUGAUGUUUAAGAAGAGAUGAUGAGUAUAACUUUUCCGUUAGACUUUUCUGCCAUGCAUGAAAGCUUUUUAAGCAACAACAUUACUAAAUGCACCGACUCUAGCUUGAAAUCUAUAAAAACCCUUCUGCUGCAAAACCCCUCUAUAAUUCAAUUGUCGUAGGCGAAACAUUGUAAGUUUGUAUUGUGAACUGUCGCAAAAAGGCUCUAAGAUCAAAAGACAAACAGAUGCGAAAACCAAUAUUAAUUGCAGCUGAAAGACUCAAUUAUCCCAUUUAUGUAGCCUUGGCUUAGUGUAAGCUUGGAAGGGAACAUAUUCCCAACACCUUGUAAAAUUUUCUGUCACUGCCUAACGAACUGCUCACUGAAAUGUGUGUAACAGUCGCUCCUUUAAGAUUUUAAUAAACAUGAUUCACUCGGAAUUUUUCAACAAUCUGUUUGCUUUUUCUUAUCAUUAGUUUUAAUUUGCG